CACACACACACACAGGACCACCGGGUACAUAUUUGUGUUGCUGUGAUAAUUCUUCUUCCUGUUGAUUUAUUCAGUAACAAAACAUAACCAAACAACUUUGAAGUGUUUCUGGAGAAGAAACCAAAAAUCCACAGAUCUUUCUGCCAUUUCUUGGGCCACAGUCGGCACUUAAUUCAUCUCAAGAGGCACCAACUCUUUGCUUCAGAUGUAACUCCUUUCUUUAGGGACCAAUUAUCUGUCUUCAAAGCAUUCAAAGAAAUAUUUGAAGAAUUCUAAGAAUGGCUCUUUUAAUUGGAAUGUUGUUAAUGUGUGCUGGUGUGACUAAGUUGACCUUUGUUAAUGCUGGGGUGGACAUUGGUCAAACAUCAGUCCAAGAAAUCAGUGGACAGCAAGUAGAGGUGGCCACCACAGGAAGACUGACCGACAUCAUUUAUUUAGAUGUUUAUUCUUCAAUAAAGAAAUUAAAAUGUGAGAAAAAUAAGAUAAUUCUCAUUGGAAAAGAUGAUUCGUUGGGCCGCAACUGGACCGCAGGGCAGAUUGUUGUUGGUGGACCAAAAUGGGAAUGUUUCCUAAAUUCUUUGAACCCUCACCAGAAAGGGAUCUAUGGUGCAGUGACCCAUGUCAGCUUUGCUAAUCAUCGUCGAAUUAAUGUAUUCAUGAAGGAAAUAAGUUCCUUGGGUCUGUUUGAAAACACCACCACCUUCUCCAUCCAUUUGAGACCAUCCAACACCAAACAGUCAGCUUCCAUUCAACCAACAACUCACCAAAACACUUCUGUCACAUCACAAAAUGUGGUAACUUUCCUCAACCGAUUUUCAACCAGACCAUUCCACCUGAUCAAAUUGAAGGACAGUGAUGAUUUAGUUAAGAUUCUUGAUGACGACUACAACAACAGCAACAUUUCUGGAGCAAGUAUGGAUCUAUCAGUCAAGGUUUCAAACUGCGAAACAAGAUCCAAUAUAUCUUUUGAUAUGGAGCUGGUCAUUGCCAAAGACCCGGAAGGAAUAAGUUGUGUCAAAUCCUUUUAUAAUCAGGUGAAUGUCAGUUUGAAGUCAUUGCUGGAAUUAAAUACAGAGAUAUUUAACAAGACUGCUAAUCAAGUCUCAACUUCAAUGUUUUCGCUGCUCCUGGAAGAAGUCAUGUGA
Messenger RNA from Octopus bimaculoides (California two-spot octopus), 1145 nucleotides. RefSeq lists its product as uncharacterized. Lineage: Eukaryota; Metazoa; Mollusca; Cephalopoda; Octopoda; Octopodidae. The record is from RefSeq and is a predicted model, not a curated record. Gene Ontology annotation, biological process: cell-cell signaling; cell fate specification; regulation of gene expression. Gene Ontology annotation, molecular function: calcium ion binding; patched binding.